Messenger RNA from Monopterus albus (swamp eel), 1928 nucleotides. RefSeq names its product heterogeneous nuclear ribonucleoprotein Q-like. The record is from RefSeq and is a predicted model, not a curated record. Lineage: Eukaryota; Metazoa; Chordata; Actinopteri; Synbranchiformes; Synbranchidae. The transcript is spliced from 9 exons. The annotation marks the transcript as partial. Gene Ontology annotation, molecular function: RNA binding.
UGCUGUUUUGCUCGAAAGAUCUGAAGCUAUGGAUGCAAAUAUAGCCUAUCCAAAAGACAACAGAACGUCAGCUAAGGCUAAAACACUAAGUGUUUACUAUGGUAUCACGAAACGUGUAGAUUUUACUGAGAGACAAAGUUAAUCUGUGCCAGUGAUGAAGGUGUAAAAGAAAAUUGGUCGCUGUGACGGCUGUCCGGAUGCAUGAAGACUGAGCAACCCGUGAGAAGCAGUCUAAGAAACCCCUUACAUGCAGGCGAGAAGCAGAGAUCGCGACGUUACGUAGCCGCCAUUUUGUUUCACCGGGAGUAAAGAAACCAACCAGAGAGGCGCCGGGCGUGAAUUUUUUUCUUUUAUUUGGACUACCCUCAACACGGCGGAUCAGCAUCGUGCAUUCACGUUUAGAUUCGCAUGAUGUCUGGAGACAUGGCCACAGAUCAUGUAAACGGGAAUGGUACAGAGGAACCAAUGGACACUACUGCAGCGGUUACCCACUCAGAGCAUUUCCAGGCUUUGCUGGAAGCUGGUUUACCUCAGAAGGUUGCUGAGAAGCUAGAUGAACUUUAUGUAGCAGGCCUGGUAGCGCACAGUGACUUAGAUGAAAGGGCAAUUGAAGCUUUGAAAGAAUUCAACGAGGAUGGAGCCCUUCAAGUGUUGGUCCAGUUCAAAGAGAGUGAUCUGUCACAUGUGCAAAACAAAAGUGCCUUUCUCUGUGGGGUAAUGAAGACUUACAGGCAGAGGGAGAAACAAGGGACUAAAGUUUCCGAUUCCUCUAAAGGACCUGAUGAGGCUAAAAUCAAAGAACUCCUGGACAGAACCACCUACACACUUGAUGUAACAACAGGCCAGAGGAAGUAUGGCGGCCCUCCACCUGAGUCUGUGUACACAGGUGCCCAGCCCACAGUUGGAACGGAGAUAUUUGUUGGAAAGAUUCCUCGUGACUUGUUUGAAGAUGAGCUGGUUCCUCUUUUUGAGAAAGCCGGGCCCAUCUGGGACCUCAGGCUAAUGAUGGACCCACUGAGCGGCCUGAACAGGGGCUAUGCUUUCGUCACGUUCUGCACUAAAGAAGCAGCCCAGGAGGCAGUGAAGCUCUGUAAUAAUCAUGAGAUCCGGCCUGGCAAGCACAUUGGCGUGUGUAUAUCUGUUGCCAACAACAGGUUAUUUGUUGGCUCCAUUCCCAAGAGUAAAACAAAGGAACAGAUUGUAGAAGAGUUUGCUAAAGUCACAGAGGGCCUCAGUGAUGUCAUACUGUAUCAUCAACCCGAUGACAAGAAGAAGAACAGAGGCUUCUGCUUCCUGGAGUAUGAAGACCACAAAACAGCUGCUCAGGCUCGCCGUCGGCUAAUGAGUGGCAAGGUGAAGGUCUGGGGCAACGUGGUGACGGUGGAGUGGGCCGAUCCUAUCGAAGACCCUGACCCAGAGGUCAUGGCCAAGGUGAAGGUUUUGUUUGUGAGAAACCUUGCGAAUGGUGUCACAGAGGAGAUCCUGGAGAAGUCCUUCAGCCAGUUUGGAAAACUGGAGCGAGUGAAGAAGCUCAAAGACUAUGCCUUCAUUCACUUUGAAGAGAGGGACGGUGCAGUGAAGAGCCGGGGAGGCUACUCUUACCCCCCUGACUACUACGGUUAUGAUGACUACUAUGACUACUAUGGCUAUGACUAUCACAACUACCGUGGCGGCUACGACGACCCCUACUACGGGUAUGAUGACUUCCAGGCCCCAAGCCGAGGGCGCGGUGGAAAUAGGGGCACCCGGGGAGGGGCCUCUCCAGCCAGAGGACGUGGUGGUGCGGGGGCACCCAGGGGCAGGGCCAAUUUCUCCCAGCGUGGUGGGCCUGGACCGGGCCGUGGCGGGCGGGGGGGAAGGGGGGGGAAGGCGGCGGUGAUGAACCUGCUGUCACGAACUUUAAUAUGUGGCUGUAUUCGUUUUCUCUG